This is a messenger RNA of Pomacea canaliculata, 2517 nucleotides long. RefSeq lists its product as uncharacterized. The transcript has 8 exons. Lineage: Eukaryota; Metazoa; Mollusca; Gastropoda; Architaenioglossa; Ampullariidae. The record is from RefSeq and is a predicted model, not a curated record. Bases 149 to 811 code for a protein of 220 amino acids.
UCUCUGACACCACCGUCCAAUCGUCUCCACCAAUGAUAAUUAUUAGGAAGUCACGCGAUAAGUCCGCACCAAAGCGGCUGUAACUGGUGCAGACAAGUAGUCCAGCUGGAAGAGUCAGGUCGGGAAGACAGCUACAGCGGAGUGAAAAAUGAGCAGACCGGCGAUGGUACUGACUGCUGUAAUCGCUGGUCUACUUGUUUGGUAUCCCGUUUAUGCGAAAGACGAUAAGUGUCAUACUGAAUAUGAAACCACUUGUGUCAGAAAAGUAAGCUGCUCCUUUCAUGAAAAGGUCAUCGAAGAGAGGAGAGAAUUUAAGAUCGAGUACAUAGGUCCUGGUCAAAAGAAAGAAGUCAUCGCAUUGUGUGAGUGGCGCAACGGGCAAUUUUCUUGUGACCCAGACAAAGGUUACACGUGUGACGAGCAGCCGAGCAACAACUUUUCUGUCCUCAUAGACACUGCAGAAAAAUGUCUGACUGAUGGAGAGAUUCUAUUUGAUGUAGCCUACGAACAAAUCAUCAGAUGUAAUCUGUCAAGUUUGACUUUUACAGAUGGUAUUGGCAGUGGCGACCCAAAACUUGUAGGUUACAAAAGACCAGAGAGCACAAACAAUCUUCAGAGUGGACAAGAGGGGAAUGGUGUGACUGUUGGUGUCAGCUCUGCCUUUGGCAUCGUCUUCCUCCUUGUACUUGUCAUUCUUGUAAUUUUCCUUUGCAGACGAUACCAAGAAAAUACGAGGAAUAACCCUGACAUUGAAAGAGGUCUUCGCGUCAAUGAAAAACAAUGGUUUCUAAAACUAGGGAGUGGCAAAUAAAUCUUCGGGGAAUGAAGAUUCUCUGGAUGCUUUGGAAAUUUACUCCAGUUCUGGAAGAGCAAGUAUUUCGCAAUACACUGAGUGCCAUGUGUAUCAUGUGCUGCAAGUCUCACUGCGAACAACGAACAGCAAUUUCACGUGAAAGGAAAAACAAGUGCUUUUAUUUGACUGAGAAUAACAAUGUUCUGAAGUAACAGGAAAGAUAUUUCCCAAGAAUUUGCACAAUUUUUAAAGCAAAGAGGACGAUUGCGACAUUGAGCAGACCACUGAGAAAAUUACUCAAUACUGUCGUCUGUACUAGCUAGUUAUCCAUCUUUGUGAUGUUGAGUUUACUGUGUUUAAAAUUGUUAAGAAACGUAAAUAUUUUACUAGCAUCUGCCAUGUGUUAUAAACUACUAGUUCAUUUUCUUUGGGAACUGAUUGACAAUACAUGUCCAAAGAGGACCGAGAAUGUUAAGGUGAACAAGGAACAAGUAGUUUAUUCAAGGGGCCAUUGCCCUUUUUGAAGGGGGAGCAAUAACAAAAUAAUGCAAUAUUACAUACAUCAAUACAUGGUUAUUGGAGUAGAAUUACGAAAAAACAUGCAUUCAUAAUUGCUUAUUUGUCAUCUAUUGUAGAUUUUCUAAACUGGAAAGCAUGGAAGAGAUACAAUGCCAGAUUUUUAACAACUUUUUCAUUUGAUGAAGCUACUAGCAAACUCAUUUUAAAUUUAUUUUGGCUACUUUCUUGUAUUUAUCUUAUUCUAAAACGGUGUAGGAAUCUAAAGCACAGUCGUCUCGCUGCCAUCUUCUGUCACUCUUCACACGAAGAAAUCAGAAAUGUGCUAACUUAAGUCGCCGGACUCAGCUAAGUAAGGGUUUAUACCUGGGGGAGGGCAGUCUUAAAGUUGAGUAAGAAAUUUUGUACUUAGCGGACUUGAGUUGUCUUGUGCACACCGAGUAACUGUACUUAAAGUUAAGUCAGCCAACUUAAGCUUAAGUUCACGUUUGAGUUCGCUUGUGCACACCAGCCCAGGUAAACCGUCCCUUGAUUGUCCCCAACCGCACGCACACACCUAGCGACGGGCCAGUGUAGCAAGAUAGGACUUCUCCUCAAGAAUGGAACUCCCAGCAAGGUGUUGCAAGGACAGAACCGAGCUCUCAGCGAGAACCAAUUGUCUGUGCAUACUACAAAAUUAAAAUUAACAUUAGAGAAACACGUAAAACGUUUAGGUUCAAAUAAUUACAGCUUGCAAAGAGAUGUGCAUAGCACAGUACGGUAAGCACAACACGGACAGCAGAACAAUCGCCGACACGCGACACAGUCACUUGAUGGACAUCUAUGUUUAGACUGACUAUUUUGAACAGAUUUUAUUGACAGUUUCAAUGUCGUUAAUAUCUUACAGAGAGAUGUAGGCUGUUCGAUGACAAGCGAUGCCGAGAUGGAAGUUGCUUACUUGUUGUAAGCUUGUUGUUCGAUUCCAUGUCUUUAAUCACAAUGGAAGCAAAACAUUUCUGAAAAAUCCAAAGAUAUCCUUGACCUUUUCGUAAUUUGAGCUGCAAAACAACCUAUACACAAAUUACUCUGUCAGCAGUUUAGGAGAAACAGGGAGCUGAUAUUUUUGUUGACGUGCGCACUUCAUUCAGGAGAAAUGAAGCGAAGAUUAUGAGGAAACAAGAGACGCUGGUCCCAGUGACUGUUAAACAAGCUUUUCACCCGGGGUCUGA